AUGGCAGAACCUAAAGCCCUCGAGACAACUCUCACGAAGCUCUCCCUCAACCCGACACCUUCCAAGUCUUCUUCCUCGUUUGCGAAGAAACAGAAAGCAGCACCAGCAGAUUCCUGGGAAGAAGAAGCUGAGACCUCGGGUUCUGAUACCGAAGGACCACUUUCUCCCCAGCAAUCGAACGAUUAUCCAUCUGCGCCUCCUCCUACCCCGAUUUCCCCAAGUCAUAGUCGAAAUCAAGGCUUCGAGAACCCAUAUGGAUACACCGACGGGGCCAGCGAGCGGACAGAAGGAAGAAAUGCUAGAAGCGAUGGUAGAAGACCGGAGAAGACGGAUGCGGUUGCGAAACGUCUGAUUGCUGGUGCGCUUGGAGUUAGGGCCCCGAAAAGAACGGAGGAGCAGAAGGCAUAUGACAAGGCUGCGAGAGAGAAGGAGACCAAGCGACGAGAAAAGGAAAAGGCAGAUGCUGCGAAGGCAGAAUUGGAGAAAGAAAAGGCUAAGGCUGCUGUCUGGGAGGAUUGA
Molecule: messenger RNA, 519 nt
Organism: Glarea lozoyensis ATCC 20868
Lineage: Eukaryota; Fungi; Ascomycota; Leotiomycetes; Helotiales; Helotiaceae
Exons: 2
Coding region: 1-519 (172 amino acids)
Source: RefSeq, a predicted model, not a curated record